UAUGCCUACAAAAUACAGAAUAGAAUAUAUCUAUACAAAUAUAAUUACGUUGAGCUGGUUACACUAUAAGACUUAUACUAUAAACAUAUAGUGGUGACAUUUUGAUGGUGACUAAUGUUUAUUAUUUUAUGUAAACCUUUUUGAAACGGUAUAUGAGGAUGUGAAAUGAACAAUGUCAAAUGAUUAUUUAUUAAUGUAGUGUUGUGACAUAAAUCCUAACAGCUGGGACUACUAUGCCGUCCCCCAUCAACAUAGUGACCAGGGCUGAAUGGAUGGCGCGGCCUCCCGUAACCAUCCGUCCCCUGACCACCCCAGUGGACACGGUGCUGCUGAUGUACACAGGGUCAGCUGACUACUUGACUACGAAGGAAGUGCUGAGCAUCCUCCCGGAGAUGCAGAGGACCAGCAUCUUGCUGCAGAGCUGCUUCGACAUUAACUACAAUUGGUUGGUCGAUUACAAUGGCAACAUUUAUGAAGGCCGAGGAUGGAGAACAAACGUGGAGAAAUAUCACUAUUCACCUUAUGGCCAAUUCAAUGGGAAAAGUAUUGACAUCGGGAUGAUAGGUAACUUUGCAGAUAAGAACCCUCCAAGGUCAAUGGAAAGAGUCGUAACAAGGCUUAUCGAGUGGGGAAUGACGGAAAGGUUUAUUAUAAAUACUAGACAUCUCAAGAUAUACAACUGGAAAGACUUUCCUAAUAUGAAUUACGAUAAUAUUUAUAUCCAGGAUAAGUAACAUGGAAAAAACUCCAUAACAUUUAACGUCCAGAAAAAUAAAUUUAAAUUGCUGUUUGCAAUGAGUGUUAUAUAAUGUGAUGUAUUUUUACGUAUAUAUUGAUGUUAAUAUAUUUUUCCUACAGUUACCUAACAAUGUACAUGUUCUCUCACUGAUUUGAGAAAGCAAAGUGGCCAAUUCGCUCAUCAGUGAGACAAUGUUAACAUUGUCUCACUCUAAUUACUUUG
Macrosteles quadrilineatus (aster leafhopper) is the source of this 961-nucleotide messenger RNA. Its product is annotated as peptidoglycan-recognition protein LF-like. Gene Ontology annotation, biological process: peptidoglycan catabolic process. Gene Ontology annotation, molecular function: zinc ion binding; N-acetylmuramoyl-L-alanine amidase activity. Lineage: Eukaryota; Metazoa; Arthropoda; Insecta; Hemiptera; Cicadellidae. The record is from RefSeq and is a predicted model, not a curated record. The coding region runs from base 234 to 734 and encodes 166 amino acids. The transcript has 4 exons.